Molecule: messenger RNA, 1552 nt
Organism: Zophobas morio
Lineage: Eukaryota; Metazoa; Arthropoda; Insecta; Coleoptera; Tenebrionidae
Product: tubulin alpha-1 chain
Exons: 2
Coding region: 110-1462 (450 amino acids)
Biological process (GO): mitotic cell cycle; microtubule cytoskeleton organization
Cellular component (GO): microtubule; cytoplasm
Molecular function (GO): GTP binding; structural constituent of cytoskeleton
Source: RefSeq, a predicted model, not a curated record
GUUGAAAAUCGAAUCAAAUUCGUUUGGAAAGGGCCAUUGCUCGCAUUUCCGAAACGUUUAACAUUGCUGCUCCUUUUGUGGUGUGAAUUUAUAAAACUCGACAACCAAAAUGCGUGAAUGUAUCUCAGUCCAUGUCGGUCAAGCCGGAGUCCAGAUUGGUAAUGCCUGCUGGGAAUUGUACUGUCUGGAACAUGGAAUCCAACCUGACGGUCAGAUGCCCUCUGACAAAACCGUUGGAGGAGGUGACGACAGUUUCAACACCUUCUUCAGCGAAACCGGUGCCGGAAAGCACGUCCCCAGGGCGGUGUUCGUAGAUUUGGAACCCACAGUAGUAGAUGAGGUCCGUACCGGCACAUACCGCCAGUUGUUCCACCCCGAACAACUCAUCACUGGUAAAGAAGACGCCGCCAACAACUACGCCAGAGGUCACUACACCAUCGGUAAAGAAAUCGUCGACUUAGUCUUGGACCGUAUUCGCAAACUCGCCGACCAAUGUACCGGCUUGCAAGGUUUCCUCAUCUUCCACUCCUUCGGCGGUGGCACCGGCUCCGGUUUCACCUCCUUGUUGAUGGAAAGGUUGUCCGUUGACUACGGCAAGAAAUCCAAAUUGGAAUUCGCCAUUUACCCCGCCCCACAAGUCUCCACCGCCGUAGUCGAACCCUACAACUCCAUCCUGACCACCCACACCACUCUUGAGCAUUCCGACUGCGCCUUCAUGGUUGACAACGAAGCCAUCUACGACAUCUGCAGACGCAACUUGGACAUUGAACGCCCCACCUACACCAACUUGAACAGAUUGAUCGGCCAGAUUGUCUCCUCCAUCACCGCCUCCUUGAGAUUCGAUGGCGCUUUGAACGUUGACUUGACUGAAUUCCAGACCAACUUGGUACCUUACCCUCGUAUUCAUUUCCCUCUAGUCACCUACGCCCCAGUUAUCUCCGCUGAAAAAGCCUACCAUGAACAACUCUCUGUUGCUGAAAUCACCAACGCCUGCUUUGAACCCGCCAACCAGAUGGUCAAAUGCGACCCUCGUCAUGGUAAAUACAUGGCCUGCUGCAUGUUGUACCGUGGGGAUGUCGUCCCCAAGGACGUCAACGCGGCCAUCGCCACCAUCAAGACCAAGCGUACCAUCCAGUUCGUGGAUUGGUGUCCAACUGGUUUCAAAGUGGGUAUCAACUACCAGCCACCAACUGUCGUUCCAGGCGGUGAUUUGGCUAAGGUACAACGUGCCGUGUGCAUGUUGUCCAACACAACCGCCAUCGCUGAGGCUUGGGCUCGUUUGGAUCAUAAGUUCGACUUGAUGUACGCCAAACGUGCCUUCGUUCACUGGUAUGUAGGCGAAGGUAUGGAAGAAGGUGAGUUCUCUGAGGCCCGUGAGGAUUUGGCCGCUUUGGAGAAGGAUUAUGAAGAGGUUGGAAUGGACUCUGGAGAAGGUGAAGGCGAAGGAGGCGAAGAAUAUUAAAUCGCAAGAUUUUAUUUUAUGGUUGCGAUGUCUGGUCUAAAUUUUUUUUACAAGAUUUGGUUUACCUGAAUACAAUUUUUUGCAACUGAA